Messenger RNA from Mizuhopecten yessoensis (Yesso scallop), 1708 nucleotides. RefSeq names its product mucin-2-like. The transcript is spliced from 15 exons. Bases 47 to 1600 code for a protein of 517 amino acids. NCBI's taxonomy places the organism in Eukaryota, Metazoa, Mollusca, Bivalvia, Pectinida, Pectinidae. The record is from RefSeq and is a predicted model, not a curated record.
GUUCUAGAGGCACUAUCGGAGUUACAGGAGGAGUUGUCUGGUAACAAUGGAUUACAUUGGGACUCUGUUGAUCUUUAUAUCUGUAUGUUUAAGGAUACAGGCCAAGUAUACAUGUGACGACCUAUUUACAGGGAAGGUUUCCCCAUCAGCAGACUGCUCCCACAGCCAUGAUAGAGCUGAGAUCGACCCGAAUUGUAGGAUAGACCUUGCAGUGACUUCAGAUAGCAAUGUCGUGCUGACUGCUCUAAGGAAGGCGUACUACAGCAAUGUAAAGUUAUGUUUUGGAUGUCCCGAGAAUGAUUUCUACGGUCAGUGUAACACUGUCAUCGCCUGUCAUCCACACACAGUUUGUUACAACGAGACUCAUCGGGACAAGGAGCAUAAUACCAGACACAUGUAUGGAUGUAUCUGGGAGUCUAAUAAUGUAUAUCUCAAUGGCCACCAUUGCAGUCAGCCAAACCACGGAAGUAACUCCGGGACAGUGACAUGUAACCAUUCUAAACUCUGUAACGGAAACUCACACCAUCUACACCACAUCGUGAAUUCAUUGAAAACAACGACAACCACCACAACACCUAAACCAACAACACCAACUACAACACCUAAACCUACCACAGUAUUACCAACAUCCACGACCACUCCAACACCAACAACUACAACCACAACACCUAAACCCACAACAACCCCAAUAACAACAACCACAACGCCUGAACCCACAACAACAACAACAACCACAACGCCUGAACCCACAACAACAACAACAACAACCACAACGCCUGAGCCCACAACAACAACAACAACAACGCCAAAACCCACACCAACUACAAUGAAAACAACGUCGCCUAUGGAAGAGUUAUCCACUACAGCUAAAACGACGUUUAUAACAGAACAGUCUACAUCAACCGAGCAAUCCACUUCUGCAGCAUCUAUGACGUCAACGUCAAAUGCUGCAUCCACCGAUACCUUAACUCAUACGCAACAGAUAGAAACGACAAUCACGUCUAUUUUACCAACACCGUGCAAACAGGGGAACGGUACUCUGAUGUGUAUUGACCAUAACGAUCCUCCGAACUUUGUAUGUGAAACAUUUGACCGUGAAAAUGGUUUGUGUGGCUGGACGUCUUCAGGUCAUGAUCGUGCUGUUGACCAGUGCCCAGUAUACUGCGGCUUUUGUGAGGAAUAUUGCGAGAAACAGUACCAGGUCCAAAUAGGGCAGAAAAGCACGUCUGUCCCGACUACACCGCAACCGACCACACCACCAGCGAUUGACCGUAGAUGUAUGGUUUGCGGUUCUGAAGAGGACGGAAGAUCCUGUGCUCCCCGACAAGUAUACUACAACUCGCCCCAGUCCUGUUCUGCUGGUAAAAGCUACUGUAUGACGUCAGUAUACGUGGACGAGAAUGGGGCAACAACCGUUUACAAAUCGUGUGUGGAUGAGACAACGUGCUUGAAUAAGUGGUUGUUGUUCUCGUCUGAUAAAGACUACUGUCUGUACUACGGCAAAAUAAGCAUCGCUGGGAAGUACGAGUGUCACUUCUGCUGUACCGACAACGACUGUAACACCGACGUGUACCCCUCCUCUAGCAUGUACGUGGGAUAGACAGCCGACGUCGUUAACAACAUGUUACGUCCUCCUACACUUUAAACUCCGUUUAUAUUUUGAUGUGAUUCCGCUUAUUAUUGUAAAAUAAAUACAGACAGAAUUGGA